GUAUAUAAACUCGAAGCACGCUGACGGAGAUCACAUAAUCCUCGAAACUCUCGGCAAUAGCACAGUACAACGAGACACAAUCAAAAACUGUUCAACAUCAUGAACGCCAAGACGCUCGUAGUGCUUCUCGCAGCAAUCGCCUGUGCCUUCGCAUUUUCCGAAACAUCUCAUGACUCCAGCGUACCGUCGGCAGUCUGUCGUGAACCGCUUGUGACUGGACCCUGCAAAGCUUAUAAACCUCAAUACGGCUAUAACAACGAGGAGAAGAGAUGCGUCAGAUUUAUCUACGGUGGCUGCCAAGGAAAUGACAAUAGAUUUAAAACAUUGGAAGAAUGUCAAAAGGCUUGCAACUUUCGAGAGGAAUAACGAAUAAACAGAAUCGUCCGCCGUAUUUUUGUUCGAAGGAAAUUUUAUUAACAUAGCGUUAGAUUCUCUGUGCAAAACUGGCGAGUUCAAACUCUUGCCGUUUCUUUGUCGAAAUAUUGAAAAAUAUCAGACACACUCCAUAUACAUGCAUUUACAUACAUACACACAUAAUUGUCAUAUAGAGAUCCGUUAUAUUCGUCCAUUAUUUUAAUGUACACAUUGAGCAAGUGCCUUAUGCAGGUUUAAUAAAAGAAUC
This is a messenger RNA of Harpegnathos saltator (Jerdon's jumping ant), 622 nucleotides long. Its product is annotated as trypsin inhibitor. Bases 100 to 366 code for a protein of 88 amino acids. The record is from RefSeq and is a predicted model, not a curated record. The transcript has 2 exons. NCBI's taxonomy places the organism in Eukaryota, Metazoa, Arthropoda, Insecta, Hymenoptera, Formicidae. Gene Ontology annotation, molecular function: serine-type endopeptidase inhibitor activity.